GUGCACGUUAGCACAGUUCCUAGCUUCCUCUUCUCGAUGGCGACUCGUCUUCAGUUUGAGAACAACUGUGAAGUUGGUGUCUUUUCCAAACUCACUAAUGCCUAUUGCUUAGUCGCUAUAGGAGGCUCUGAGAACUUUUACAGUGCUUUUGAGUCGGAGCUAGCAGAGGUUAUCCCUAUUGUUAAGACCUCUAUUGGAGGAACACGAAUCAUUGGUCGUCUUUGUGCUGGAAACAAGAAUGGGCUUCUUGUGCCUCAUACGACUACUGACCAAGAGCUUCAACACUUGAGGAACAGUCUACCUGAUCGAGUUGUGGUCCAGCGAAUCGAGGAGCGUCUGUCUGCUCUUGGAAAUUGCAUUGCCUGCAAUGACCAUGUUGCUCUUGCUCACACCGAUCUUGACAAGGAAACUGAGGAAAUAAUAGCGGAUGUACUUGGUGUUGAAGUUUUCCGUCAGACAAUUGCAGGCAACAUUCUUGUGGGCAGUUACUGUGCCUUAUCCAACAGAGGUGGAAUGGUCCAUCCUCACACCUCAGUGGAAGACUUGGACGAGCUCUCAACACUUCUUCAAGUCCCUCUGGUUGCAGGAACCGUGAACCGUGGUAGUGAAGUUAUAGCUGCGGGUAUGACCGUUAACGAUUGGACUUCUUUCUGCGGUUCAGACACAACCGCAACAGAGCUUUCUGUCAUAGACAGCAUCUUCAAGCUGAGGGAAGCCCAACCCAACUCUAUUGUCGACGAGAUGAGGAAGUCUUUGAUCGACACCUAUGUUUAA
This is a messenger RNA of Thlaspi arvense, 774 nucleotides long. The record is from the annotation of a GenBank genome assembly. NCBI's taxonomy places the organism in Eukaryota, Viridiplantae, Streptophyta, Magnoliopsida, Brassicales, Brassicaceae.